Molecule: messenger RNA, 387 nt
Organism: Funneliformis caledonium
Lineage: Eukaryota; Fungi; Glomeromycota; Glomeromycetes; Glomerales; Glomeraceae
Source: the annotation of a GenBank genome assembly
AUGAUCCAUAAAAUUCCUUAUUCUCGUCGAGAAUAUCAUACCAAAAUAUGGAGCUUUCUUUGGGAUGAGGAUAUUAUUUUUCAAGUAAAAGCUUAUAUUCGGGAACAUAAGUGGGAUAUUACUUCACAAAUACUAAUGGCACAGAUGAAUAAAAUUAUUUUGCUAGGACUUAGAUUUGCACCAUCUCUAACUAUUCAUCUUAACACUGCAAGAAACUAUUUGAAAGAAUUUGGAUAUACAUAUGUUAAGGUGAAAAAGGGAACAUACAUAGAUAGACAUAAAAGGGAAGAUGUGAUAGCUUAUCGUAAAAUUUUCUUAAAACAAAUGGAUAAACUUGAGAAUAGGAUGCCAAUUUUUUCUGAAGAUAAUUUGGAGGAAGUAAUAUAG